UGGGAUUGGUUCAUAACCAAUGAUAUGUCAAAUUCAAUUGAACUUUGAUCCGUAUAAUCGUUGAGCGAACUGAGUCUAAAUAACUUUAUAAAACGUGCUCGGUAAUUUCAGAAGAACUUAAAUUAACGGGGGGCAUUGAACAAAUAUGGGAAACCGAUCAAGCCUUCUUCUACGAGAGGAGGAAAUUGCACAAAUUCAAGAUGCCACUGGCUUCACACCGAAUCAAAUUGAAAGGUUGUACAGUAGAUUCACAAGUUUGGAUCGAGGGGAUUGUGGUACAUUAAGCCGUGAAGAUUUCCUCAGGAUACCUGAGCUAGCAAUCAAUCCUCUUGGUGAUAGAAUCGUCAAUGCAUUCUUUGAAGAAGGAGGCAGUGACAGAGUAAACUUCCUGCAAUUCAUGCAAGUCUUGGCCCAUUUUAGGCCGAUCAAAAAGAAUAGUCCAAAUCGACUGAACUCAAGGCAAGAAAAAUUGAAAUUUGCCUUCAGAAUGUAUGAUCUGGAUAAUGAUGAUUUGAUAUCAAAAGAAGAACUGUUAGCUAUCUUACAUAUGAUGGUGGGAGCCAACAUAAGCGAGGAACAGUUGACCAGCAUCGCAGAGAGGACCAUAGUAGAAGCUGAUGAAAAUGGGGAUGGUAUGAUUUCUUUUGAAGAGUUUUCUAAAGCAUUAGAAAGAACAGAUGUCGAACAAAAAAUGUCCAUACGGUUUCUAAGUUAGGAAUACUACUCUGGAAUAGUGACGAGCUACAACUUUUUAAUUUAAUUCAAUAUGUUAAUAUAAUAGAUGAAACCUUGGACAACAGCUACCAUUUUCCAAAAUCUCCAUUCGGUGAGAUUGUACAAGUGUUAGUUACUUUCUUGGUCUAAAAUAUGUUCGUGUGAACUAUUAGGAAAGAGUUAUAUCACAGCCUUUGGAAUACAAGUAAAUUCGAGUGAGAUGUAGGCAACGUAGAUAUUUACCAAAAGCACCUGAUCAAUGUAAAUUAGCGCUCACUUUUUUUAGCAUACAAUUCAGGGUAAUUUAAUUUAUUUUAUAAUUUUUUUUUUUUUUUUUUUUUUUGUGAGAGUAAUUCAAUAAAUAACAUUCUCAUAACUCAA
Messenger RNA from Athalia rosae (coleseed sawfly), 1095 nucleotides. It is a transcript of the gene elm, whose product is annotated as calcineurin B homologous protein 1. The record is from RefSeq and is a predicted model, not a curated record. The transcript has 4 exons. Lineage: Eukaryota; Metazoa; Arthropoda; Insecta; Hymenoptera; Athaliidae. The coding region runs from base 146 to 715 and encodes 189 amino acids. Gene Ontology annotation, molecular function: calcium ion binding.